GAACAUCUCUCCAAAAUUCUGAAGAAAAUCUGUGAUUAUGGAUCGUGAAAUAGCACAAAAGACAUGGGAGAUGUCUAACGACGUUGAUCUUGUUCAAAGUGUGGAUGAAAUUUACAAGUACGACAAGAAACAGCAGCAUGAGAUACUGCAAGCAAAACCAUGGACGAAAGACAACCAAUAUUUCAAGUAUAUCAAGAUAUCUGCUCUGGCAUUGUUGAAGAUGGUGAUGCAUGCUAGAUCAGGAGGAACUUUAGAAGUCAUGGGACUUCUUCUUGGAAAGGUGGAUGGUGAGACAAUGAUAGUGAUGGACUGCUUUGCUCUUCCGGUAGAAGGCACAGAGACACGCGUCAAUGCACAGGCUGCAGCAUAUGAAUACAUGGCUGCUUAUAUUGAAAAUGCUAAACAGGUUGGUCGUUUAGAGAACGCUAUCGGUUGGUAUCACAGUCAUCCUGGCUAUGGAUGCUGGUUGUCAGGUAUUGAUGUAGGAACACAGAUGCUCAAUCAACAGUUCCAAGAGCCUUUUGUGGCCAUCGUGGUUGAUCCAGUGAGAACGAUAUCUGCAGGGAAGGUGAACAUCGGUGCUUUCAGAACAUAUCCAAAGGGUUACAAGCCACCUGAUGAUGUGGCCUCUGAAUACCAGACCAUUCCACUUAACAAGAUAGAAGACUUUGGUGUCCACUGCAAGCAAUACUACAGCCUAGAGAUCUCCUACUUCAAAUCGGUCCUGGAUCGCAAGCUACUGGAAUCUCUCUGGAAUAAAUACUGGGUCAACACGCUCAGCUCAUCAAGUUUACUCACAAAUGCUGACUAUACAAUAGGCCAAGUGUCUGACCUCUCAGAGAAGCUGGAGAAUGCAGAGAGUCAGCUAGGGAGAGGUAGCUUCAUGCUUGCUGUGGACCAUGAAAAGAAGGCUGAAGACAAACUAGGAAAAGCUACAAGAGAUAGCUGCAAGUCCACAAUAGAAGUCAUCCAUGGUCUCAUGUCACAAGUCAUCAAGAACAAACUAUUCAACCAGGUCCAUAAUCGCUGAGAAACAAUACAAACUAUUCAACCAGGUCCAUAAUCGCUGAGAAACAAUACAAACUAUUCAACCAGGUCCAUAAUCAUUGAGAAACAAUACAAACUAUUCAACCAGGUCCAUAAUCGCUGAGAAACAAUACAUACUUUUCAACUGAAGGGACUAAUGACAUUGAUACAUGUCUCAAUGUAAAUGCUUACUUACCCAUAGUAACAUCCAGAUUAUUUAAACAGUAGCACCUAAAGAGUGUUCAUGAAAGUUUUACAAAAAAUUAAUGGGAGCAGUGAGCGAUUUAGCUCUCGAUAGCUACACAACUAAAAGCUCUGCAUAAAUAUCUCUGUGAGAAAAUCACAGUUUUACAACAACUUUUCCUAAAGGAGCACCUGUGAUCAGAAAA
This is a messenger RNA of Strongylocentrotus purpuratus (purple sea urchin), 1415 nucleotides long. RefSeq names its product COP9 signalosome complex subunit 5. Gene Ontology annotation, cellular component: COP9 signalosome; cytoplasm. The transcript has 8 exons. The record is from RefSeq and is a predicted model, not a curated record. Gene Ontology annotation, molecular function: metallopeptidase activity; protein binding; deNEDDylase activity. Gene Ontology annotation, biological process: protein deneddylation. Bases 38 to 1030 code for a protein of 330 amino acids. Lineage: Eukaryota; Metazoa; Echinodermata; Echinoidea; Camarodonta; Strongylocentrotidae.